AUGGAGAGACAGGGUUUCCAACAGUUCGUGAAAGUUACCUCUCCACAUUACACGCCGCCCUCUCGAAGAACUCUCACCAGAUUGCUUGAUCAUCGAUACGAUCAUGCUAAACAAUCUUACUGCCCAACUCUGCAGAAAGCCAUUUGUUACACACUCACUUGUGACAACUGGAUAGAUUGCACUUUCCAGAGCUACCUGGGUGUUACUAUUAACUAUCUGACGGAAGAUUUGAAGCUGGAGAAUGCAUGUUUGGGAGUUUUUCCACUGGAUAAAAAUCACACAGCUCAGUAUCUAUCAGACUGCUUCGAGAGUGUCAUAGCUGAUUUUGGUUUGGAUAAAAACAAAAUUAUGGCCAUCACGAGUGAUGGAGCAGCCAACAUCAGAUCUGCUGUACAGAAAAUCGUCAGCCCUGACAGACAAAUUUGGUGUUUUACUCAUUUUAUUUCAUACAUUGUGCCCAAAGUUUUGAAAGCUAUGGAACAACUGACCGAGUUGAUAGAUACAGUUCGACAAUUCGUGGUGCCCUUCAAACAAAGUGUUGUAGCAGCUGAUGAAUUAAGGAAAUUAUAA
Diachasma alloeum is the source of this 570-nucleotide messenger RNA. RefSeq lists its product as uncharacterized. The record is from RefSeq and is a predicted model, not a curated record. The coding region runs from base 1 to 570 and encodes 189 amino acids. The transcript has a single exon. NCBI's taxonomy places the organism in Eukaryota, Metazoa, Arthropoda, Insecta, Hymenoptera, Braconidae.